Prosopis cineraria is the source of this 1715-nucleotide messenger RNA. Its product is annotated as cytochrome P450 94B3-like. The transcript is spliced from 2 exons. The record is from RefSeq and is a predicted model, not a curated record. The coding region runs from base 1 to 1545 and encodes 514 amino acids. Lineage: Eukaryota; Viridiplantae; Streptophyta; Magnoliopsida; Fabales; Fabaceae. Gene Ontology annotation, molecular function: monooxygenase activity; oxidoreductase activity, acting on paired donors, with incorporation or reduction of molecular oxygen; heme binding.
AUGAGACGUGCAGGGAUCAAAGAUGUCCAGCUGAAGAAGAAAAUUCAAAAUUAUGUGAAGACUAAGUCCAAUUCUUCGUCUUCAAGCAUCAGUCAUGGCCCUCCUUCGUACCCAAUCAUUGGCUGUCUUAUCUCUUUCUAUCAAAAUCGCCAUCGUCUCUUAGACUGGUACACCCAUCUCUUAUCUGAAUCUCCGACGCAAACUAUCCUUGUCCGCCGCCUUGGUGCACGGAGGACGAUAAUCACGGCGAACCCUUCUAACGUAGAAUUCAUCCUCAAAACGAACUUCCACAAUUUCCCCAAAGGUAAACCCUUCACUGAGAUUCUCGGUGACCUACUUGGCUGUGGCAUAUUCAAUGUUGACGGCGAGCUAUGGUCGGAACAGCGAAAAAUAGCGAGCCAUGGCUUCAGCACGAGGUCACUCAAAGACUUCAUUGUCAAAACUCUUGAAGAAGAAGUUCAGAAGAGGCUAAUUCCUUUGUUCGAAUCAGCUUCCAUUACAAACCAAGUUGUGGAUUUGCAAGAUAUUCUUAGAAGAUUCACAUUUGACAGUGUUUGUAAAGUCUCUUUGGGUACUGAUCCUUGUUGCUUAGAUCUCUCUCAGCCUGAUCUUCCUCCACUGGUUCAGGCUUUCGAUAACGCCUCUGCGAUAAGCGCCAGGCGAGCAACCGCGCCGGUGUUUCUCAUAUGGAAGCUGAAGCGAGCAUUGAAUAUUGGCUCUGAGAAGUCACUGAAACAAGCUGUUAAACUCGUGCACGAGUCGGUUCUCGAGAUCAUAAGGAACAAGAAGAAGAACAUUAACACAGUACAAGACAAUGAAGAUUUGUUGACACGAUUGUUGCUCGCCGGGUACGAUGAAGUGUUAGUGAGAGAUCUGGUGAUAAGCUUUAUAAUGGCGGGAAGGGAUACAACUUCGGCGGCGAUGACGUGGCUGUUCUGGUUGAUUUCAAAGCACCCGAACAUCGAAGAAAUGAUAGAGAAGGAAAUGGGAGAAGUGUUUGGAUCAGUUGAUGAAGAAGAUGAUGAUGAGGUGAGAUUGAUGAUGAAGCCAUUUGAUUAUCAAGGUUUGAAGGAGAUGAAUUUUCUGAAGGCAUGUUUAUGCGAAUCGAUGAGGCUGUACCCGCCGGUGCCGUGGGACUCGAAGCAUGCGGCGGCCGAUGGCGUGUUGCCGGACGGGACCGCUGUGAAGAGAGGCGAUAGGGUGACGUAUUUCCCGUACGGAAUGGGGAGGAUGAAGGAGUUAUGGGGGAAGGAUUGGCAGGAGUUUAGACCGGACCGGUGGUUCGAUGAACCGGUCGGUGAUGACCACACCGGUUGGGUUGGGACAAUGAAACAAGUGAGCCCAUACAAGUUUCCGGUUUUUCAGGCGGGUCCUAGAGUGUGUCUUGGAAAAGAGAUGGCAUACAUACAAAUGAAGCAUGUGGUAGCUUCAAUAGUGAGCCGGUUCAGGAUUAAACCGGUCUGCGAGAACCAGCCGGUUUUUGUCCCCCUGUUAACGGCGCAUAUGGCUGGUGGGUUCAAAGUGAGGAUCUACAAGAAAUCUUGAAAAAUGAUACAUGGCCACAUCUUCAUGGACGGUGCAGCAUGUAUAAUUAUAUAUAUAUAUAUAUACAUAUAGUGUAUAUGGACUGGGAUUGCUAAGAUGAUAAGCCCAGGAAUGUGACUAAAAAGAGUCGUAUGAUUUUGACGUUUUUGAAUUUAUUCAAUAAUUGUUAU